UACCGGCAGAGUUCAGUUCUCGUUUGACUCUUGGCGCUGCACGUCAGACCCACGCGCGCGCGCACACCGGUUGACACAACAUGAAAAUAAUAUAUUUUUUUGUAUAAUAUAGUAUUUAAAAGUAACGUCGACACACACCGGUUGUACCUGCAUGAUAUAAUAUAUAUAUAUAUUUUUAAUCACAACUUUAUUACCUACAGUAUCCGUACACUCGAUAUUUUUUUUUACACGUUUUGCGUUUAUUUAUAUUACAUUUGAUACAUUUUAAUAUUUAUUUUUUUCGAUUUUUCACACACACAAACACACACUCACUUGUACACUUAUAUUACCUGUCGAUGUGAUGACACAGACUUUUUGGAUACGAGACCAUCGGUGGAUCUGACAAAUGUACGAGAAUAUAAAAUAUAACUGUCGGCAAUGUUAAAGUGGACCGUGGCCGGACAGAGGGGCGGGGGAACGGCGACGUGGAGACAGACGACGGUGGCCGACGAGUCGCCGCCGUGUUUUUCGGAAAAGCCGCGGCGAAGACGACCAUCCAGAAUGUCGGGCAAACAUGACAAGGAAAACGCUGAGUGUUUGGACGUGAUGACACCAACAGCGAAGACUUGUCGCCGACGACGGCGGGAGAGCUUGAGAGACGUGAGCAACCAUAACAGCCCGGCGGCGGCGGCGUUGCAGAUGUCGCCGGGCGGCAGACGAACGAAAAGUCCCUGCACGGAAGUCCAUUGGAUGCCUGUGCAAAAGAGACGAUCCGGCGACGAUAUUUGUUGGACGGACGACAAGGUGAAACGGAAGAAGCCGUGUACGGCUGACCACGUGAUCUCUACGGCGUACGCGGCUGUCGCGACGUUCGCCUCCACAGCGACAGCAGCCGCAGAAGUCACCUCUACCGUCGCCGUCACCUCCACCACCGACGAGCAGCUGUGCGUGUCCAUGUCGCCUGCCGAAGAACCGGUUCAGCUGUCGCACAAAAAUUUGCCCACGCUGCCGACGGGUCGGCCUCGCAGUCCGGGUGACCUGCGCGCGUCCAGACUGAUCGACCGGUACGUGGAUCAGAUCCGCAUGGACGACGUCACGUUCGUCCGCGGAAACAACGAACGGCUCAGCAUCGUGUCGCCGCUGGCCAAACGGCUUGCGGAGAUCCGGUUGCGUCGAUCUCCCGGGACAACGACGACGACGGAGGCCUGCAAACGAAAACGAUCGUCGUCCGACUGCGAAGACGACUGGCCGGAGACGCCGAUCGCCGGCAACAAACGGCCCGUUGCCGCGUGGUGGUGGCAGUGCUCGGGCGGCGUCGGUGGCGGCCUAACUCUGCCCGACGGUCUGCCCAGUCCGUUCCACUCGACGCUCAACCGUCACCGCGUCGGCGGCCCACUUCACCAGCGGCGGAUCGGGACGCCUAGCCCCAUAACGCCGCUUCACCGGCAGUCGGCCGCCGACGAUUCCGACGACUAUUGGAAGACGCCCGUCGGACCGUCGCUGGCCACCGGCGUCCGCUUCGAUCGGCUGCUGUCCACCACGUCGUCCACAACCGUCGACGACGAGAUCAUCUGCUGCAGCGAUCCGCGCAGCCCGGCCGUGCUCGACGAGACGUUCACGCUCAAGUCCCGCAGGUGUCUGUCGUUCGUCUCGCCGCCGCCGUCUGAUUCGUCGGCCAAAAAGCGGAACCGGAAGUCACUGAAAAAACCGUCUUCCGCCACCGCCGACAAAGCUUCCGGCCUAGAGGUAUCCAUUGAACUGAAAGACUCGACACACUUAACCGUAUUACUUAAAAGAGGCAGAAAUCUGGUGUGUGCAGACGGUGAACCACCAAACACUUAUAUAAAGGUUUACUUAGUACCCGGCAAAGGAACUUGCCACAAGACCCGAGUGCGGCACAAUUCUACCAACCCUCGUUUCGACGAAUCUUUUUCCGUACCACUCUCCGAAGAAGAUCUGGACAAGAGAAUAUUGAUAUCCGCUUGGCACCGAGACAGAUCUAAAAGGAGGAGUGAGUUCCUGGGCUACAUGUCGUUUGCGGUGAAAAACGUACUCAAAAAAGAAAUAAACGGUACGUUCAAACUCGUACCGCAAAGUCCCGGUCGAAUGCCUCCUCACUCAACGCCGGCUCAUCGACCACAAGAUCUGACUGUGGUUAAGACCGUACACUGCAGUACCGAUGACGAUGAAGAAGACAUCAUGAUUGAUGACGAAACUACUCCCAGCAACCAUUCGGUGUCCGUCAAGGUAAAAUCUAGUCAGAAGCCAAAAAAAGACACACUGACCACUAAAACGGGCAACGAGGAAAACAAAUUCUUGCAGUACCUGGAGUUGGACCCACCACUGUCGUCCAAUAGGGAUGGCAAAACCGGCAGAACUCCUUUCACGAUUACCAAACGGUUGUCGAAACCCUCGGGAUCCAGUUUUGGAUUUUCUAUAGCGUGGACACACCCCCCGAGGGUGGAAAGAGUGGAGUGUGGUUUGCCUGCGGAUCAAGCGGAUCUGAAGCCCGGAGAUUAUGUAGUAUUCAUCAAUAAAACUAACGUAGUGAUGAUGGCUGAAGACGACGUCAUGGAGUUGAUUAAAUCGUGUGGAAAUCAGCUGUCGUUGGAAGUGUACAACAAAACGACGACGGCCAACCGGAGGAGAAAUCAACCACCCCCGAGGUCAGCGUCCACCCCGGGCGUACUCAGCCUGGCGGCCGCAGCGGUCAGCCAGAGCGACACGACCGUUUCUCUGCAAGAGCCGCCCAGAAGAAGAUUUCACAUACCUCAAGUGACGUUCACGUCCGAGAACCUAUCCGGCGAUAUGGACUCGCAACUCAGGUGGAUUCAUCAACUUCUCACGGCCGAGCAACAAUUUGUGUUAUGUUUACAAUUCGGUAUUGGGAGGUAUCUUUUGCCGUUGGCCGAACGCAAAGACGUGCUCAAGUCUAAAGAACACGCGGCGUUAUUUCAAAACGUUCAAGAGCUGUUGCGCACCACCGAAGACACCCUGGAGCGUAUAAUCGACAAUGACUGGAAAAUGCUGGCGCGGAACACGUGCAAGGCGUACGUGAGGAAAAUCGAUCAGAUCAACGGAGCAUAUUACAAGUACUGUAAGGGCAUCAUUCACGCGGAUUGCGUACUCGUGGAAAAAAUACGAAAUUCCAGUUUUUUGGAACUCAUCAAAGACCCACCCAUACCCGACCGUAGGCCGGAUUUGAUCACGUUCAUUCACAAACCACUGGAGCAUUACAGAAACGUAUUAAAAUGCAUGCAACUCAUUCAAAUUAAUACGGAACACGACGACGAAGGUUUUGAAGCGUUGUCACACAUAGUACACGAGAUGCAGACGACAUAUCGGUUCAUAACUGUGGAAUCCGGUCUAAUGGAACCGGAAGUGGACGGGAAGCCUUUACUGUCGCUCAACGAUUUAGAAGCCCGUUUGGUAUUCACCAGGUGCAAGCCUUUUACGUUGAACACCCCUGACCGCCACUGGAUAUUCGCCGGCGACCUGAGCCGCGUCGAAGGACGGUCUGUCAGGUCAUACUGGGCGCUGUUGUUCUCCGACAUUUUGUUAUUCACCAAAGUUAGCAGGGACCGCGUGCUAUUUGUCACCGAUGAACCAUUGCCACUAUCAUCGAUUGCUCAAACUCAGUUCUCCGUCAAGAAAAAAGAUACCGAAUUCCGGUUGGUAAUUAGCAAUGGGUCGGACACAUCAUCGUGUCACAGUAGUCCGGCCAUGACCGGAUGCAGCCCUCUGUUUGCCGACCUGUCCGGCACUCUUUCGAGACUGCCGAAAAACAAAGGAAGAGUGAUCGUUCUCCGAGCGCCAAAGGCCGAACUGAAAGCUGUGUGGCAAAAUCUUAUUCAGAGACAAAUACUGACGAUGGAUAAAAACGCAUUCGCCGCGGACGGUAAGUGUAGGGGACCGUCGUCGUCGGAACCACCGGACUCGCCGGACGAUCUGUUGGCCAACUCGCUGGCCACGCUGGACGACGACGUCUACGCGGACAGGCUAAAGACGUUUGCCGCGUCGUUAGUGGACGAGAGGUGUCAGCGGAUGACCAAGAGUAGCACGUGCAACAAGGGCAAGGCGCUGCACAUAUCGCAGUGGAUAAAGGGCGAACUUGGAGGUAGCUUAUUUGACGGAGGCAGUAGUGGAGGUGGCGGAGGCGGCGGUUGCGAUGACGAUGACUUGGAACUGUGGUCCACGGAACAGAUGAACGCCAAACAGAUGGAGAUCGAACGUCGGUUGUCGUCGGCGGCCGCGGCCAGGGAUGGUAUAGAGACCGUCAUCGAGUACGCAACUGCGGCGGAAACCGUGUCGGUAGUCAGUAGUCCAGACGACAGUCAAAGAACCGUCGUGCCGGAAAACGUGUGCGACAAGUGUCAGAGGACGUGCGAUAUCAACGGGAACCAGCAGUCGGACGCUUUUCUCGACAUGGAUCCCGAAAACAAAUGGAAACCGUCCACAGUGUCCGUGUCCACAGACCUCAGCCCUUGUGAACCUUUUGGCCACAUCAAUAACAAUAGCAAUUAUGUCAACAACAAUACCGGAAAUGAUAACAAUAACGUAUUCGAUGACGACGAUGACGAUGACGAUGACGACGAUGACGACGACGACGGACUCGAACCAAAUCGACCGUACGCUUUGCUCGCUUCGUCACCACCACUACAGCGUAGUAGUCAUCAACAUUAUCAACAACAACAACAACAACAGAUUCGACUGCAACCACGGUUUUCGUCGACAUGCAGCCUGGAUAGAACUGGCACGAAUCGCGACCAUUCGACGGACAGUCUGGACAGAGUGGAGUAUUGUUCGACCACCGACUACCGAUGGCCCGAAGACUAUUGUCCCGUUACAGCCAGCUGUUGUCUACCAACCGACGAAGACUACAACUACGAUGCAUCGAGUGAAGAAUUCUGGGGAACGCCAAAUAGCAGCACUACUUCACCGCUGUCCAUCGAAGUGAAUUACCACGAAGAACGGCAAAUCGAAACGAUCUUUUCGACUCCAGUAGUAAUGUCGUCUACACCUAAAAAGAGACCGGCUCGAUUAGAACCUCUCAUCGAAGAAAUCGAAUCGUCAGACAACACUCCGUCGUACGAAUAUAAAGAAGUCGUUUACGGAGAAGGUCAGACUCUAUUGAACUUUAAGACCGGGCCCGUGGGCGGAUCCAAAGACAAACACUCUGCUGACAAAUCUAUCACUAAAAACUUAUUUAACAUGUUAUGGCGGACGUCCGGCAGGAGUCGUCCGAAGAGGGCUUGCAGCACCGAAUCUAAAAUAAGCGCAAAUUUUAUGCGGAGACGACGCGUUAAGUCCGAAAAGUCAAAACAAAACAAAGAAAUCAAACUCAAUCUAAUCGAAAGCGUAUAUUUAUUACUCUUUGGUUAACUAAGUACCUACCUAUAUUAUAUAAUAUAAACUCAUAUUAUAUAGGUAUUAACUAUUAGCGGUACAUCUUAUAGACAUAGUAACUGUCAUAUAUUUCUUUAUUAGUUACGUACCUAUUAUAUACCUUGUCACUUUGACAAUAUGUACAACGUACAUGGCUUAAAACCAAAAUAAACUUUGUAUUUUUUAUUUUUUGUGAUUUGAUUUAUUGGUAUUUUAUUACUAUUGUUUUCGUGAAAUGUAUAUAAUUUCGAUUUGAUUCUGCAAAUCAAAAAGUUUUUAUUAGAAUUUGAUUUAAAAUACCUAUCGUUAAAUAUAAAUGAUAUCGAUAUUAUUUCGAUUUAUUUUUUUUUGUAUCAAUCCAUUGGUAUUCAAAACUUAUUUAAAUACCAGUUUAAAGAGGCAUAUAAAGCCUCGUAAUUUUAAACCCAAUGCAAUAUAAUAUGUCAAUACGAUACAUUUAUAAAUAUUUGUUUUAGGUACAAACUUAGGUUUUAUUGCAUUUUUUAAAAUCAUAUUAAAACAAAAAUUAUACGCGGUUGUGCUAUGCUAAUAGACUGAUUAUUUUUUUGUAUUUAUAAUAUUGUUUUCAUUGUAUAAUAUGACGAUGGACGACGACAGUGCCUCGACAUAAUAUUUGGAUAUUCAACUUUAGCACGUUACAAAUCAUUCUCACUCGUUUUACUUCAAAAAACUAUUUUAUUUUUAUAUAUACCGAACUUACCUCAAGUCAUUGACUCAUUAAAACUUCGUUAUAGUAUAUUAUCAACAUAAAAUUAACCGUUGCAUUACAAUCAUUAAUCAAUGUAUACACUUGUUGACUGUUGCUUGGCUGUAAAAUAUUAUAUUAUAUUAUAUACCUUGGAGGUAUAUAAAUUAAUACAAUACUAUUUUAAAGCAACGAAAAAUAAAUAAUCUCUCUAAAUAUAUUAUAGUUACGUUAAUUAUUUGACAAUAUUGAAGUACAAGUGGUACGCGGGAUUUAUACAUAAUAUUAUGCUAUAAGCUUAACUACCCUUGUUGUUGUUAUAUUAUUAUUAUUGCUUUUCAAAUAUAUUAUAUUUAUAUUAUAAGAUAUUAUUUAAUAAAUAAAUGAUCAUACCUAUAGUUAAUAUGAGACCGCGGGUCAGUAUGAUUUUUGUUGUCGUCUGAUUUCUUUAUUUUACCACAUACAAUGGAAAAGUCUGAUACUCUGAUACAGUUACGAACAAUUACGAUCAGUUAAAGUACAUACCUAUAGUCUAUAUAGGUAUUCUAUUUAUAAAUUAUGAUUUUUUCGAUGACUGUUAUUUAUAUAAUACAUCUAUACACUAAUUUAAAAAAACUACAUAAGUAUUUUAAACAAUCAAAAAUGGUGUUUUUAACUGUUUUGUUCGUAAAUUUUAACUAUGGCUUCGUGAUAGGUUAGGUAUAACAUAUACGGUUAUACUUCAAUUAUGCCUAUUCGAUUUUCUCAAUGCCCUUUUACUAUUUGUCACAUUCUCGGUUUUAACCGUCCUUAGUUUUAACUAAUUUGACUAAAAUAAUUUGUUGAUAAGUUGUAGGUUGCAAUCAUGCGUGAAUGAAUGAUGAAUUAAAUUAACAACGUUUGACAUUAACAAUACUAUAAAUUAGGUAAUGAUGGUGAUACUAAUCAUGUACUACCCAACUAAAUCUAUGAACGCGGACAAACGAUUGCAUUUAUAUUUUAAUUUUAAGUGGACAAAAUCAGUUACAACUUAUUUUUAAGACAUUUAAUUACAUUUCUGGAUAGGUAAUCUAUUGUAAACCUAUCCAGGAUAAUAAUUUUCAAAAUGUUUUAAGUAAAGUAAAAACCUUACAAAAUGCUGUACCUAAUAAGACAAUGAACAAAAAUCAAUGUAAUAAAAUCUUAAUUCCUAAAAUCCAAACAAAUACAGCAGUACUUACCUAAGUUAAUAAUUAAUUAUUAUUUUGUGUAAACAAUUAUAUGAACCUCUUUUUCACCAAUUAAAUAUAUUUAUUUUUCAUAUUUAAGUAUUUUUUAAUUGUAAAAUUCCGAUUGUCGAAGUGUAUAUAUUUGAAACCCGUUUCUAAUCAAUAGUUAAAUGUACUUAUUAUAUAGGUAAGGAGUAGCCGUUGUAUGACAAAAUUUAAAAAUAGUUUUUCUAGAUACCUAAUUUUAUUUGUUUUUUUUUUUUAAAUUAUGUAUGUAUAGUCAAAUAAACAAACAUUAUUUGAUAAUAAAUUUAAAUUGUUAUGAACAUGGUUAAAUUUUUCCAGUGCCUUUAAAUCCUCUGUAAUCAUUGCAGCGAGUAGUCCCCUUUUCACGAUGUCCGAUAACGACAACGUAAUACCCAAAACCAAAAUAAAACAAUGAUUAAUUCAUAUGUAAAUUGAAACAGGUCCGUUUCCCCAGCCCCCCUAAAUUGGAAUUUCGAAUUUUCGUUUAUUCCAUAUGUUUGUAAGUCGUUUGUAAAGGUUUGUAAAGAUAUUUUUACCGUUUUUAAAGAAUUCGUUUUUCUAAAAAACAAAAAUUACCGAUGGAUGGCUGGGUAAUGCCCCAAAUUUUUAAAUUCCGAAUUUCCGUUUAUACCAUUCGAUUGUACUUCUUAUACACCUUUGUAUGAAGGGAUGUAAAGCUAAAGGUUAGUAUUAUUAUAUAAUUUUAUGUUUUUAAGUUUACUCAUGUACUAGAUUCUAAUAUAUGAAGCAGGGACUGGAACCUUGAUGAUUUGAACAGUUCCGGUUCCUGUUUGGCUUCCAGUAAAACUAAAAUUUCGGUUUCGGUUCUAGUUCGGAUCCCAGAAAAACUAAAAUUUAGGUUUCGGUUUCUUUUCGGU
Molecule: messenger RNA, 8162 nt
Organism: Acyrthosiphon pisum (pea aphid)
Lineage: Eukaryota; Metazoa; Arthropoda; Insecta; Hemiptera; Aphididae
Gene: PsGEF
Product: Protostome-specific GEF
Exons: 28
Coding region: 418-5361 (1647 amino acids)
Cellular component (GO): plasma membrane; nucleus
Molecular function (GO): protein binding; guanyl-nucleotide exchange factor activity
Source: RefSeq, a predicted model, not a curated record